Hibiscus syriacus is the source of this 1531-nucleotide messenger RNA. Its product is annotated as pentatricopeptide repeat-containing protein At1g06270-like. NCBI's taxonomy places the organism in Eukaryota, Viridiplantae, Streptophyta, Magnoliopsida, Malvales, Malvaceae. The transcript is spliced from 2 exons. Gene Ontology annotation, molecular function: protein binding. Bases 131 to 1162 code for a protein of 343 amino acids. The record is from RefSeq and is a predicted model, not a curated record.
CUUCUUUGUUUUGAAAAACCCUAACAGCAGCCAUCUCCCCUUCACCCGUACGCCGCCGCUCACCCGUUCUAGCCGCCGUUCGCCUUAAAGGUUGCUCAUUUAUGCGAAUUGAUAAUUUGUAAGUCUGGAAAUGGCUGUUAGACCAACAACGCUCUGCAAAUCUCUCUUCAAUCUUUAUCCCUGUCUUUCCCAGUCUGUCUUGAUUCACUCAAUCUCUUCCUUGAACUCUGUGGAAGAAACAGUAAAAUCUGCCGUCGAUGCCAAAACCUAUGAACUACUGCCUGACAUCCUCGCUGCCGAAGGAAAAAUGAGACGGAUUCCGAAUCCUUUCUCAUUUCUUUCCACCUUAUCUUUGAGGCUUAGAACCGAGAUUAUUGAUGAAAUAUUACAAUCUUCUAAAUCUGUUCGACCUCGGUCCCGCCCCCGUGUUGUUUAUGAUCUCCUUCUUUCCUAUACCCUUCAGAGUUCCCACCCCCUCCCUCUUUCUUUUGCCAUCCUCCAAUGCACUCUUCGUUCUGGAUGUCUCCCUGAUCCCCAGAUAAAACUCCUCCUUUCUUCUGCAUGGCUCGAUUGCCGUGGCCGAUUGCAGUCUGUUUCCGAUAGCCUUAUGAAGAUGCAAGACAUUGGGUUUUGCCCCGACACCGUGACAUGCAAUUACCUUAUAUCUUCUCUUUGUGCUGUUGAUCAGUUGGAGGAGGCAGCUCAAAUAUUGAAGGGAAUGAAUGGAGCAGGCUGCCUUCCUGAUCUGGAGAGUUUUUCCGGUUUAAUUACUGCAAUGUGCACAGUUAGAAGGACUAGUGAUGCAGUGGAAUUAAUGAAGCAAAUGGUGCAGAAAGCUAGAUUGACUCCAAGGCAGGCAACGGUGAUGAAGGUCAUGGGGACAUUGCGGGCAAAUAGAGAGAUAUGGAAAGCUGUCGAGUUGAUUGAAUUCUUGGAGAGAAAGGGCAUCUCUGUUGGCUUUGAGAGCUAUGAGUUCGUUGUUGAAGGAUGCUUGGCAUGUUGCGAAUAUGUUUUGGCCGGAAAGGUAGUUGCUGCAAUGACCGAGAGGGGCUUUAUACCCUACAUUAGGGUCAGGCAAAAGGUUGUAGAGGGCUUAGUUAAUGUCAAUGAGUUUAAACUUGCCUAUUCAGUUAGGGAACGAUUUGCAGAAUUGGGUUCUUAGUUCCCUUUAGCUUCCAUGAAGCGGUCGUCAUAAGUCAUCCGAAUGAAGAAAAUCGGUUGUUGUUCGAAAAAUGAGGAUAACAUAAGCUUCUUUCUGCUUACUUUUCAUCACUUGAAGUUUUUCAGCUCUUGUCAACUCUGAAUCUUGCAGUUUUUGGCGAAACAUAGCCUUGUUGUUUUCUUCAUUUAACGAAACGAUAAUACAGAAACAGACAGGUCUUAAGUGGAUGCAGAGAACAUAACACCACGGUACCAAAGGUGAGGCGGGAGAAUCCAACUCCAAGCUUCUCGGUUAUAUCAUUUUCUUUACCCUUUCUAUCAGUAAAACAUCGCUCAAGGACGGCAAUGCCAACUUUAAAUUCAAGUAAGU